CGUACCGGCCGAAGGUGCGCUCUCGCCCUCGCUUGACUUUGCUUCACCUGCUUACCUCGGGUCGUUCGGUCCCCAUGUAUUAUCAUCUAGGCUAAAUUUCUCAAAAAACUCCUAUUUUUUCAAUUUUUGCUUGUCUGCAAGACAUUAUUGGUCAAUUGAUUUAUUUUCCACUUUCGUAAAAAUUGUCUUAUUUCUUGUACUGGUAAAUAUUUUACUCUGGAAUCGUGCUGAACGUGGGCUUUCUGGCCCUAAAGUUUAUCGUUUGUCAACUUAUCGCGUGCAGCUCGUACAGCACUACAGGAGUCAAUAUAUUUCAUCACGAAAAAAUUGGUUCCUCAGCUGGACGUUGACUUUGGUGGACAGUUCGAAUGUGACGGAAAUAUUGCUUCUAGUAGGAUUACAAUGAUGUGUAAAUAAAAGAGGGCAAAAGUGAAUAUUCAUUUGCUAGUGAUCGUGUAUUUAAAUGAAUUUUGUCUUGAUUUUAAGCUUACAAACGACACGAUCUGCCAUCUAGAGAAUUGAAAGCCGCGUUUCCUCAUGCGCUCAUGUAAUGCUCACUGGUGGGCAAAGAGGACGAUUGAAAACUCUUACCACAUUACAGAUCCGCAUUCCCGCAAUCCAAAGGAUUCUCUUCAGUGUCUUGAGACGACCAUGAAUUCCAAGUUAACGAUCUGGAACUGCAAAGCAAGUUAAUUAAUUCCACGACCUUGUGCCACUAUUAAGACAUAGCCAAGGCUGUCUUGCGUCACGCUCAAGGCAAAUUCUUCUGGCCUGUAGACCCAGCUCCACUGAAUUAGAUCAGACCAAAAUAGAACUUAAGUGUUGACCUAACCUUCUCUGAUACCAGCUGAGUCAGCGAGAUUGAUUCCUCUUGGAAACUGGAGCUCACUACUUGAUUAGGUUCAAAAUUCAGUAGACUUUAGUGAUGUUCCCUGACAAUUUUUAAUAUGAAGUACCGUUACGUUGGUAAUUAAAUGCAUAAAAAAGUGCAGUCAAAUGCCAACCUCGAUUUCAAUUCAACAAACUAGCAACUGUAACGCUGAAAUACUUUCCGAAAGUGUUCACUGUUCUUGAAAAAUAACCCGCUGCUACUAAAGACACUCAGAAACUUUACAAAACUUCGUGGUUUGCCGGUUAGUGUGGAACUGACUGACUCUAUCGGAACUCAUUUACGGACAAAUUUCAAGAUGUAUUCGACUCGAAAUUUUAUUCGGGAUCCGAUGAUGCUGGCAGUCUUAUUGGCUUUAAUUCCAGCGACGUGUAGCGGCGAAGACUCGCUCGAGCUGCCCAUGAGCCUAGCAGCGUCAACGCCGUACAACUCGCUGGAGGAGAGCGACGUCGCACAGAGCGGCCACCACAUCAUCUGGGGACGCCCUAACACCAAGGACGCUUACUUCGACGACAUGACUCCUACCAACGUCACCGCUGUCGUCGGACAGACCGCCAGACUCCCCUGCAGGGUCAUCAAUCUCGGACAAAAAGACAACGUUCUUCUCGAUCAGGUAACUUGGAUACGCAAACGUGAUAUCCACAUCCUCACCCUGGGCGUCUCAACGUACACCAGUGACGCCCGCUUUACAGUUGUGCGUAAUCGCAAAACCAAGGAAUGGAUUCUGCAGAUCUCCCCCGUAGCCUUCAGAGAUGCCGGCGUCUAUGAGUGUCAAGUGUCGACGAGUCCAAAAAUAUCUCUUCCCGUCACUCUUAAUGUUGAGGUCCAGCAGGCCCGUAUACAAGGACCGUCGGAAGUCUACAUCCAGAACGGGUCUACCAUCAGCCUGACGUGCGUCGUCAACACCCACUCGGAGAACGUGGGCGCCGUGUCGUGGUUCCGCAACGCCAACAGCCUCGACUAUGACUCGCCCAGAGGCGGCGUGAGCCUCGAGAUCGAAAAGACGCCCAUAAGAACAACAUCGAAGCUUUUUAUCACGCGCGCAAUCAGGGCAGACUCCGGCAACUACACCUGCGCUCCAGAGUUUGCUGAUGCAGCUUUUGUCAUCGUGCACGUCGUUAACGGCGAGGAGUCUGCGGCCGUGCAGACGGGUGAGGGCGUGGCGCUCGUGCCUCGCCUGCAGUGCGCCGUUGUCGGCCUGGCGCUGCUCCUGGCGGCCGCGCGGUGACCGACUCACCCUUAAGCCUCAGAUUCGUGGACGUAUACCAGUUACGAGAAGGAGUCGUGAGACGAGCAGGAGCGUCUCAGCCGUCGUGCCUUAUCAUUAUUUGUCAGUUCAGAAUCUUAAUGUACCUACUCAUCGUAUUAUACUUGGAGAAUAUAUGUGA
Molecule: messenger RNA, 2277 nt
Organism: Hyalella azteca
Lineage: Eukaryota; Metazoa; Arthropoda; Malacostraca; Amphipoda; Hyalellidae
Product: muscle, skeletal receptor tyrosine protein kinase
Exons: 7
Coding region: 1188-2117 (309 amino acids)
Biological process (GO): synapse organization
Cellular component (GO): neuron projection membrane
Source: RefSeq, a predicted model, not a curated record